CAUCGCCGCCGACCUCAUAGGCAUGUGCACAAGCAGGUCCGGCCGCGGGGCGGUCGACGUCGCUGCCACCGCGCCCGCCUUGGUGACACGCCCACGCCGGCGUCGAGGAAGGAGGCGGUGCCAGCGAGGCGCGCAGCCCUCGAACCCGACUCGGCCACCAAGAAGUCAUGCAGGGUCCGCCCCGUCCCGGGCGGCAUGGCCAUCAGGUCCAGCCGCGUCGCCCCAAGAACGAGGUAGCCGAGUCCGCAAGCGCCUACGGUCCUGCAGCGCCCCCGUCAGCCACGAAGAGAACGUCCAUGACGCCAGCAUACGCCCUCUCCGCACGCCUCACACGCCCGUCCUCUACCUCGCUUUCGACACACCCACCGAGACGCUCCAUUCUCACCGAGCGCGCCAGCAGCGUCCGGCGGUAGCAGCUCAAUACCGCCCUACACUAUGCCCCCAAGCUUGUUUCGCCCGAUGCGCCUUUAGGGUCGCUACUAUCUCGCCGGCCUACGCCGCGACGCCAUCGCUGGUCCGCCCGCAGCGGCCCCGGCGACCCUACCAUCCCGCAUGCGUGCCCGUCCUCGAGCACGACGACUACUUCUUGCGCGCCGCCGCCGUCUACGCCGCCUAUCCCAAUUACUCCGUCGCCCUCCCGCCCGGCUUCCUACCCAUCUCUACUGACGACGUCUUCGCCGACCGCUGCAUCUACUAUCUCGUAGGGAGCUCUGCCGGGGCCAAGGCUUGUGACAUCGAUGUCAAUUCUGGUGCCUACAAGGCUUGCGACGCGGUCGCCCACGCCCCGCUCUCUUACAUACAGCUUUGCCCCCCGCAAUUCGUCUGUUUCAACCUCUCCCUACCCGCGAGCGCCACGGCGUGCGCAAGUUUGUGCGCGGCCCGGACACCAUGGCGGGCGCUAAGCCCGAGGGCGAUGACAAAUACACGAGUCCGCGAUUGA
This is a messenger RNA of Aplosporella prunicola CBS 121167, 940 nucleotides long. RefSeq lists its product as uncharacterized. Bases 23 to 940 code for a protein of 305 amino acids. Lineage: Eukaryota; Fungi; Ascomycota; Dothideomycetes; Botryosphaeriales; Aplosporellaceae. The record is from RefSeq and is a predicted model, not a curated record. The transcript is spliced from 2 exons.